Messenger RNA from Rotaria sordida, 1746 nucleotides. The record is from the annotation of a GenBank genome assembly. NCBI's taxonomy places the organism in Eukaryota, Metazoa, Rotifera, Eurotatoria, Philodinida, Philodinidae.
AUGCCAACAUCAAAUAAGAUGUUUAUUGAACAAUCACAUUCAACUAUGCCACCAUCUGUUUGGUUACAUGUUAAUGGUGUUAGUUUAACAACAGAUAUUCAUCAAUAUCAACCACCAGUUCAUACAUAUGAUUAUCGAACAAAACAUUUACAAAGUCCUGUUCGAACUCCAACACCACCAUUAAUAUCAUCGCCAACUGUUGUUCCUUGUAGUAUAACAAUGAUUGAUAGGCCAUAUAAUAAUAAUAAUAAUAACAAUAUGAAUAAACAAUAUCAAAAAUUGGAUAAUAUUGAUUUGCCAAAAAAAAUUUUCAUUGAUAGACAUAUUAAAAAAGCAAAAUCAUUGCCUGGACUAAUUAAAGGCACUGCUUUAUCACGUCAUACACCUCUUCAUUCAUCAACAUUUGUAAGUCCAGCACCAACAAAUCCAUUAACAAUUAAAAUUCAAGAUGAUCAACUUCCUAAUGUUACAAUUGAUAAUGAUGAUGAUAAUUCUCUUCCAUUAUCUCAAACACUUAUCCAGCAAAGUGAUAUUCGUCGUCCACGAGUUUAUUUUGCUGAUUUUAAUAAAGUACAAAUAAUUGAAGAUAAUAAUACUGAAACAUCUCAACAACAACAACCUCAUAUAAAACGUCGUCAUCAUCGACAUCGUACGACAAAAAAAACAUUUAUUACAAAUGGUAUGAAUUAUACAUCACCAUCAAUUCAACAACCACAAACAUUACAUAAUUCUUCUCUUCCAUUAUCAUAUCAUCAAAUUGGACAAGAAUUAAAUAUUAAAAAACAACAAUCACUUCUUACACAUCGUACAAAUUCAUCACAUAGUAUAUAUUUACCUGAAAUACCUAAUCAAUCAUUAUUAAAUGAAACAUCAUUAAAUGAUAAUUCAAAUGGAAAAUAUAUUUUACAACGUGAAAAACCUUUAAAUUAUUUUCCUAAAACAAAUCAUGAUAUACCAAGUAAUUCAUCAAUGGAUAUAUUAUCUGAUAUUACACAUACUGAUGGUAAUACUCAUUCAUCAUCAAUACAUGAUUCUCAUAAUCGAACUCAUGAUUCUGAAUCAAUUGAUAAUAGUAAUGGAAUGUUACAUCUUACUAGUUCAUCAAUAUCUUCAACAUCAACCAAUCGUCAACGUUCAUUACUUCAUACAAUAUCACUUCGACAACAAUUUCAGACACCAAUUAAAAUAAAAGCAACAGGAAUUUCAUCAACAACAACAACAACAAAUAAUAAUAAUAAUAAUAAUAAUAAUAAUCAUCAUCAACAACCACAAAUAAAUAAUUCAAAAUUAAAUACAUAUCGUUCAAUAUCAUUUAAAAAUUCAACUUCAAAAACUUCUGAUGAUAAUGAUGAUUUAAAUAAAUCAUCAUUACCAAUUGAUAAUCGACCAAUAACUGCUAAUGGAUCAAUUAAACAAUUAAAACGUUCGGAUGUUAUUCAUUUUAAUUCGAAAAAUCCAUUUGGAAAUAAUACAACGAAUGAUUUAAAUGAAAUUAAUCGUCAUACAAAUAAAUCAAAUAUUCAUGAAAUAAAUCGAGAACGUUUUCGAAAUGUAUUAACUAUUGUUCGACCACCAUAUGUUACAAAUAGUAAUACUUCUUCAAAUAUGUCAUCAACAUUUACACAUAAUGAUUCAAUAACACAAACAAAUAAUCAUAAUCAAAUAAAAAAUAUUCGUUCGUCACGUAGUACAAGUGCACGUGGAUCAGUUGGAUUACAUAUUGCAUCAAAUACAAUUAUUGUUUAA